Drosophila eugracilis is the source of this 771-nucleotide messenger RNA. Its product is annotated as osteocalcin 2. NCBI's taxonomy places the organism in Eukaryota, Metazoa, Arthropoda, Insecta, Diptera, Drosophilidae. The record is from RefSeq and is a predicted model, not a curated record. The transcript has a single exon. The coding region runs from base 82 to 717 and encodes 211 amino acids.
CGCUCAUAAUCAGUUUGGAAAAGUCAGUCUUUGCGCAAAGUGUGCCUAGAGGAUCGUGAAAUAAUUUAAAGGAUAACAAGGAUGAAGCGAUCAGUUUUGCUCUUGGCUCUAUUAGCCAUCCUGUUCUGUGCUGCAGUGGCUCAUCCUGCAGUUCUGUCAAAAUCUGAGGAGGAUUGGCUUGAACAGAUGUUAGCGGAGAGCGUAGAUAGCGGUGAACUACAGGACGUGGACGAAAGCAACGGGAACCAUAUAAGCAAACGUUCUGCCAAAGAUUCUAGUUCUUCAGAGGAGCACAAGAAUGGUGCCAAUGACAAGGUUAAGGACAAGGCGAACAGCUCUGGUGAUUCCUCAUCUGAGGAAACGACAACAACAACUACUGAACGCUCUGCCAGGAAACGGCGUUCCAUUUGUGAAGAUCUAAGCAAAUUUAAGAUCAAAUCUUCCGAUUCUGAUCUUCAAGAAGUUAAAGAAAUGUGUGCCCUAGAAUAUCGAACGAGACGCGGGGCUACUGAACAGAAUCAGGGCAGGGAUCAGAAAAUCAGCGAAGAAUCCGAACUGGACGCCCAGGCAGAGAAAGAGCUAGACGAGGAGAUGGCUCGGGUGGCGACGGAGAUUUUAACAGAGAAGGAUAACACUAGCAUCGAGGACUAUGCCCAGGGAUGUGAGGUGAUGGAGGUCAGCUCCAAGGAGGCCAAUGAGGCCACCUAUGCCGAAUGAUUGCUCUAAAAAACCUCAAGAUUUUCAAUAAACAUUAACAUAGAUUUCAAUCUA